This is a messenger RNA of Paraphaeosphaeria sporulosa, 1616 nucleotides long. Its product is annotated as S-adenosyl-L-methionine-dependent methyltransferase. The transcript has a single exon. Gene Ontology annotation, molecular function: trans-aconitate 2-methyltransferase activity. The coding region runs from base 319 to 1158 and encodes 279 amino acids. The record is from RefSeq and is a predicted model, not a curated record. NCBI's taxonomy places the organism in Eukaryota, Fungi, Ascomycota, Dothideomycetes, Pleosporales, Didymosphaeriaceae.
UUUGCUGCAGCAACAUCCACCGUCUCUUCUGGUCUCGGUCAAUACACGUAAAUCUGCAACAGUCACAAGGUAAACGUCAAUUGCAAUUUUUCUUUCGAUCUACAGAGGCAUUUGUUUCUUUAGUACCUGUAAUAUCUCCACCGCGGCCGUGAGGUCCUCACCAUUCACGUAAAAAUCUCUAAGAGCAUGCUCCGUCCAAGUUCCCUCAGAGCCAUCCAUCCCACCACAGCAUCAAGAUCCCAAACACAAGCACUUUCGCUCCUCCGGAGGGGACUCCUACACCACUCCACUGCACCGUUUGCCCUUCCAUCCCGCACCAUGGCCUCCCAACCCAAGAAACAAGAUUGGUCCGCCACCCAGUACAUGAAAUUCGGCAACGAGCGCACUCGCCCCGUCCACGACCUCCUAUCCCAAGCCCGCGUCCAUGUCCAGACCUCCACACCCCGGAUCUACGACCUCGGCUGCGGCCCCGGCAACAGCACCUCGGCGCUGCUCGCCGCGUUCCCCGGCGCGCAAGCCACCGGCAUGGACUCGAGCCCAGACAUGCUGGCCAAAGCCUCUGCGGCGCUGCCGGACGCGCAGUUUGUGCACGGCGAUCUCGCGACCUUCGAGGCGCCCGGCGCGGACGUGCUGUUCAGCAACGCCGUGUUCCACUGGCUGCGCUCGCCGCAGCGGAUUCCCACGCUGGUGCGCUUCUUCGAGGGCUUGAAGAGCGGCGGCGUGCUCGCGAUCCAGGUGCCGGACAACUACGGCGCGCCGUCGCACGCGCUGAUGCGCGACGUCGCAUCUACGCCCGGGGCUGCGUGGUCGUCGUUCUUCGCGGACUGCAGCGUUGGAGACGUGAGCGAUGCGCGGCGCCCGGAUCUGGAUCCUAUCGAGGCGCCGAGGACCUUCUACGAUGCGCUGGCGCCGUAUGCGCAGAACGUGGAUAUCUGGCGCACCGAGUACCAGCAUGCGCUGAAGGAUGCCGGGGCGAUUGUUGAGUGGGUCAAGGGGACGGGGCUGCAGCCGUAUUUGCAUCGGAUAGGGGAUGAGGGGGCGAAGAAGGCGUUUUUGGAGGAGUAUGAGAAGAGGUUGGCGGAGGCGUAUCCGGAGUUGAAGGAUGGAAAGGUGUUGCUUGGGUAUCCGAGGUUGUUUGUUGUCGCGGUGAGGAAGUAGGGGCACGCUUGGACAGAAUAAAUGAGAGGUGUUUGUUUGAAGGCGCCGUAUGUAUUGGAGUCGAUUGACUCGAAGUCUAUAGAGUCCGAUACUUAUACGCGCAGCUCAUUGAUCCAUUCGUGAUGCAGAUCCUCGUUACCUUAAGUCUUAGUUGUUGUUCUUAACUAAGUCCAUCACCAUAUUCAUCGGGCAUUGUCGGAGAUAUUUCCAAAGAGCCAAUGCAUGCAGUCUCUUCUGUGCGUGGUCUCUUCUAGCGGCAUUGCCUGCACACCACCCGGCCACAACCGUCGCAGUGCCACAGCCAAGGAAGCCAGUCUGCUUGACAUCCCAGACACGGAAGCUGUAUGGCCAUCGACUCGGAAGCGUUGACGCCAAUAAUGCUGAUGUAUGGGAGGGGCAUUAUCAGCAACUGCACCGGGCCAGACGUCUUCUUGGGCUGCAUGAGCACAAGCGCACGU